GGCUCGGGGCGGUUGGUUGGAGCGUCGUAGCAGCGGAGAGGUCCGGGAAAGUUUCUUUGGAGGUGCGGCCGGGAGUGGCCAUGUCCCACGGUCCCAAGCAGCCCGGCGCGGCCGCCGCGCCGGCGAGCGGCAAGGCUCCAGGACAGCAUGGGGGCUUCGUGGUGGCUGUCAAGCAAGAGCGCGGCGAGGGCCCGAGGGCCGGAGAGAAGGGGUCACACGAGGAGGAGCCGGUGAAGAAGCGCGGCUGGCCCAAAGGCAAGAAGCGGAAGAAAAUCCUGCCGAAUGGGCCCAAGGCACCUGUCACCGGCUACGUGCGCUUCCUGAACGAGCGGCGUGAGCAGAUCCGGACGCGCCACCCGGACCUGCCCUUUCCUGAGAUCACCAAGAUGCUGGGCGCCGAGUGGAGCAAGCUGCAGCCGGCGGAGAAGCAGCGGUACCUGGACGAGGCAGAGCGGGAGAAGCAGCAGUACAUGAAGGAGCUGAGGGCAUACCAGCAGUCAGAAGCCUACAAGAUGUGCACAGAGAAGAUCCAGGAAAAGAAGAUCAAGAAAGAGGACUCCAGCUCCGGGCUCAUGAAUACCCUUUUGAAUGGACAUAAGGGUGGAGACUGUGACGGCUUCUCCACUUUCGACGUCCCCAUCUUCACGGAAGAGUUCUUGGACCAAAACAAAGCGCGGGAGGCGGAGCUGCGGCGCCUGCGGAAGAUGAACGUGGCCUUCGAGGAGCAGAACGCGGUGCUGCAGAGGCACACGCAGAGCAUGAGCAGCGCGCGCGAGCGCCUGGAGCAGGAGCUGGCGCUGGAGGAGCGGCGGACACUGGCGCUGCAGCAGCAACUCCACGCGGUGCGCCAGGCGCUCACCGCCAGCUUCGCCUCGCUGCCGGUGCCGGGCACAGGCGAGACGCCCACGCUCAGCACCCUGGACUUCUACAUGGCGCGGCUGCACGGCGCCAUCGAGCGCGACCCCGCGCAGCACGAGAAGCUCAUCGUCCGCAUCAAGGAGAUCCUGGCUCAGGUAGCCAGUGAGCAUCUAUGAGGGUGUCUGCCGCCCCAUGAUCCAGAGAAGACCAAGUCCUGGUCACGGCCCCUCCCCCGCCCCCACCCCAUGGA
Eubalaena glacialis (North Atlantic right whale) is the source of this 1108-nucleotide messenger RNA. RefSeq names its product high mobility group 20B (gene HMG20B). NCBI's taxonomy places the organism in Eukaryota, Metazoa, Chordata, Mammalia, Artiodactyla, Balaenidae. Gene Ontology annotation, biological process: regulation of gene expression. Gene Ontology annotation, cellular component: nucleus. The record is from RefSeq and is a predicted model, not a curated record. The transcript is spliced from 10 exons. The coding region runs from base 81 to 1034 and encodes 317 amino acids.